Messenger RNA from Mauremys reevesii (Reeves's turtle), 3099 nucleotides. RefSeq names its product DEAD-box helicase 56 (gene DDX56). The record is from RefSeq and is a predicted model, not a curated record. NCBI's taxonomy places the organism in Eukaryota, Metazoa, Chordata, Testudines, Geoemydidae. Gene Ontology annotation, molecular function: RNA helicase activity; ATP binding; nucleic acid binding. Bases 96 to 1760 code for a protein of 554 amino acids. The transcript is spliced from 14 exons.
GAGACGCUCUAGUCGCGUGGUUGCGCCUUUAUGGUGCUUCCGCGCUGCAAGUGGCGCAUGCGCCCUGAGCCGGGGGCGGGCAGCGCAGGCUGGAGAUGGAGCCGAGCUUCGCGCACAUGGGGCUGGACGGGCGGCUGCUGCAGGCCAUCGCUGAGCUGGGCUGGGCCAAGCCCACACUGGUCCAGGAGAAGGCCAUUCCGCUGGCCCUGGAGGGCAAGGACCUGCUGGCCCGGGCUAGGACUGGCUCUGGGAAGACGGCCGCCUAUGCCAUCCCCCUCAUCCAGCACUUGCUCCAAGUGAAGAUGUCCCCCUUGGUGAUGGAGCAGGCUGUGCGUGGGCUGGUCCUGGUGCCCACCAAGGAGCUGGGCCAGCAGGUGCUGCAGAUGAUCCGGCAGCUGACGGCGUACUGCUCCCGCGAUGUCCGUGUCGCCGAUGUCUCCGGGCAGGUGGACAUGUCUGCACAGAGGCCCAUCCUGAUGGAGAAGCCGGAUGUGGUGGUGGGGACGCCGUCACGGGUCCUGGCUCACCUGCAGGGCCACAGCCUUAGCCUGCGCCACUCCCUGGAGGUGCUGGUCCUGGACGAGGCCGACCUACUCUUCUCCUUUGGCUUCGAGGAGGAUCUGAAGAACCUGCUGUGCCACUUCCCCAAGAUCUACCAGAGUUUCCUGAUGUCGGCCACCUUCAGCGAGGAGGUGCAGGCGCUGAAGGAGCUGGUGCUGCACAACCCGGUGACCCUGAAGCUGCGGGAGUCCCAGCUGCCGGAGGCAGCCCAGCUGUGCCAGUACCAGAUCCGCUGCGCGGGCGAGGAGGACAAGUUCCUGCUGCUUUACGCGCUGCUCAAGCUGGGGCUGGUGCCGGGCAAGGCCAUCCUCUUCGUCAACACCGUGGAGCGCGGCUACCGCCUCAAGCUCUUCCUGGAGCAGUUCAGCAUCCCAGCCUGUGUGCUCAACUCCGAGCUGCCCGUGCAGUCCCGGUGCCACAUCAUCAGCCAGUUCAACCGAGGCUUCUACGACUACAUUGUCGCCACCGACGAGCAGGCGCUGGCAGAGCCUGCGGUGCGGACCAAGAGGAGGAAGGGCGCCAAGACAGAGAAGGGCAAAGACCCAGAGUACGGCGUGGCGCGGGGCAUCGACUUCCAGAAUGUCGCCACCAUCAUCAACUUCGACCCGCCCCCCUCGGUCGAGUCCUACAUCCACCGGGCCGGCAGGACGGCCCGUGCUGACAACCCUGGCACAGCCCUGACUUUCGUGACACACCCAGAGUGCCCCCUGCUGGCCGAGAUUGAGGAAGCUCUCGCAGGAGAGAGCACCGAGCCUGUGCUGCGCCCCUACCAGUUCCGGAUGGAGGAAGUCGAGGGGCUCCGCUACAGAUGCCGGGAUGCCAUGCGCUCCGUCACCAAGCAGGCCAUCAAGGAGGCGCGGCUGCGAGAGAUCAAGGAGGAGCUACUCAACUCGGAGAAGCUGAAGACGUACUUCGAGGACAAUCCCCACGACCUACGGCUGCUGCGCCACGACCGGCCCCUGCACCCGGCCAUCGUCAAACCGCACCUGCGCAACGUGCCUGAGUACCUGGUGCCCCCCACCCUGCGCGCCAUUGCCCAGCCCCUGCUCAACAAGCGCAAGCGACGGAAACACUUGGCCCCCAGCAGCAGCCGCCCCAGGGGGGGCUUCCAGGCCCGGGGGGGGCGCAAUCCUCUGCGGAGCUUCCAGUACAUGGGGAGGAGACCCCGGCGCCCCGCUGGCAAGGGGAAGACGUCCUGAGCCGUGGGCCCCCGUCAGCGACAGCACCUGGCUGGACUCAGAAUGGACAAUGUCCCGUGUGGCUGGGGCCGAUUCCCCCGCUGGGCCAAGAGGAGACAAACGCUGCCCCCUGCACCCCACUGCCCCUGCCUGGCUCUGCUCUCUGAGCAGGGGUCUUAUGGGGCAUCUGUGGCUGGGUGUGGGAAUCUCCUGCCACGCCCCAGUGCCAGGCCUCGGGAGCCUGAGUGUGGCUGUGGGGAGGGGGGGCUGGGGCCAAAGGGUUGUAGACGGCAGCUGACCCCAAUAAAGCUCAGUGCUGGCUCCACACGGCUGGGUCUCUCUCCUGGGGCUCGGCUGCCCCCUGCUCCCAUGGAGGCACCGGCCAGGGCACAGCUGGGGGUUGCUCUGAGCAGCCUGGAGGAGGGGGAACUGCUCUGUCCUCUCACCCCCGGCCUGCUCUGGCUAGGACGCUGGGCUGGAGGGGUGGGGGCUGGAUGUGAAUGUUGGGGGGGUGUCUAGCCAGGCCUGGUGCAGUGCCAGCCCCUCUGCCUAGCUGUCAGUGCCAGUGCUCAUCCCACGGGCUGCCAUAGGGGGUGGAACUGUGUCUGGCUCCCGGUUACGGUGCGAGGCUCUCCAGCCGGCUCGCUUGGACUCUCACCGGGGGGACAUGCCUGGAGCCUGGCUCAGUUCAAACCCCAGGCACAUGCUGGCCCCUCCAGGGGACACUGCUGUGGCAGUGUCCAGCAGCACAUGUCAUUGGAGGCUUUGGCAAACCCACUUUGCACGGUGGCCUCGGGUUUCAUGCCCUGGUGUCGGGGGGAUGGCAAAGGAGCCAACACUCGGCCCCUGGGCUCGGGGCUCUCAGGUCCUCGGCUGCUUGUGGCAACCUCCAGCAGGAGGCAGCCGUGAGCCAUAGGGAGGAUUCCACGUUUAGUUACAGCCAAGGAUUGUGUUUGUGUGGCCCCAGAGAUUGCGCCCCCCCCCCCACACACACCUUUUAAAGCAAGUUCGCUUCUCCUUUCAAAGUCAGAAACGCAUCAGGUGCUUGUAUCUCCCCUGGGCCGGUCAGUGCCAUCACCCCCAAUACAGCCAUCAGUUCGUGAGAAAAGUGGCCCCUCUGCUCAGUGCCCAGGGUGUGGGCUGUCUGAUUACAUUGUCCUUCCCCUUCCCUGCUUGCCAUGGAACAAGAGCUGGGAUUGAAGGAAUGAGCCAGACUCUCCUCCCCUGUGUGGCAGGCCAGCGGACGUGGGGAAGCUAGAGCUGAGCUGGAUUUCUUGGGGCAAUCAGGGCAUUGAACCUUUCAGUUCUCUGGCUCGUGCAGGGGGCUGUUCCUACCACGUUGAAAGGGCGUGGGGGGUGU